AUGGACACAAAACCGGCUACUUCACAGAACAGCAUGGAACUCAACGAGGUCCAGAUGCGGGAUGCUGUUGCUGUACCCAAGCACUACGUCUUCCUGGCCUUCCAACGCAGAAUUAUGCUCACCGAUAACCAUGUGGCGAAGUACUUCGCCACCGUCACCCAACCAGCCAACCCGGAGACCUUUCUCUGUCAUUGGGUCAACGAGGAGUAUCUUAAGCAUUUUGCCUGGAAGGAGGCGGUUCCAUCGCCAUGGGACGACAGCCCGAAACUGAUAAUGCUGCUCACCCAGACAGAGAUCGCCCGCCUCGAGACUUGGUGCCAGCAGGUUCAGCCGUUUCAGGGACCUGGACCCGGUCCGUAUAGUCCAAGAGUAGUCUACGAAUUUCAUGCGGCGGCGGCGGCUAGAUAUGGUGUGACCGGGGGCAACUUGGCCCUGUACCUCGGUCUGGGUAAGCUCCUUUAUCAACCUGGAGGUGAUCGGUACGGGUGGCCGCAAAAUUCCCUAGGACAUCCACAAAUUUCGGGCGUAACGUGGACAGAAUCGGGCUGUCAGUUCUGGAAAGAAGAGCCACAACAGACCCGACAGACAAAGACGUUGCUCUAGAGAAACGGUGGAUUGUCCCCAAGUACAGUACUUCCGGCCACGCAGGAGGCUCCAAGCCAGGUCAGCUCUGGCAUCCCACAGAGUAACCUUCCUGUCACGGCCAAUUCACGAAACAGGAAUUCUUCGCCUUCGGUGUUCAUUCAGAACGCACCGCGUCUCAAUUUCCACGGAGCAAGCGGCCAAGCACAGAUGCCUACGCACCAUGGUGGGGGAUGCAACUAAGGCCCCAGCAGAUACCUAAUUCGAUUCUAUUUGAUGGGCAACUCGCCAUCGAUCAGCCAAGAGAGUUGAAGAGGGAGCGAAAUGAGACAUAAAUGCGAAU
Colletotrichum godetiae is the source of this 925-nucleotide messenger RNA. RefSeq lists its product as uncharacterized. Bases 1 to 603 code for a protein of 200 amino acids. The record is from RefSeq and is a predicted model, not a curated record. Lineage: Eukaryota; Fungi; Ascomycota; Sordariomycetes; Glomerellales; Glomerellaceae. The transcript has a single exon.